UUUUAAAAAAAAAUGGUCCUAACCUAUCUGCUAUUGGAUGCUCCCAAUCAAUUGCAUAUAGCAUUGAAUAUUGAUGCUCAUCAACCUUCCCCUCUAACCCAAUUGAAAGCAUCCUUCUACCACCUCUCUCUCUCACAUCAUAAUACCUCAAAGGACAAUCAUUAUUUCACAAAGGUCUUCCAAAGAAGACUUUCUUCACAGAGCCAAAAAAUUUGGAGUGAGAAGUGAAGGGGAAAAAAAGAAAAAAAAAUAUUCAUUUUUUUUUUAUCAUUAAGCAAUGGUAGUAGACAAGCACACUAGUACUCACUGUUGUUCAUUGUGAAAUCAUCAUCAUCAUGGGUUGCUCAGCCUCAAGAACCAUCACCAUAGUGGCCAACAACAAUAACCAAUUAGAGGAUCCAUCUUCUGCUUCUCUUGCUUCUUCUUUCUCUUCCUCUUCUGCCUCACACAAAUCCAUUAACUCUACUUCUUCACCAGCAGCAGCACCAGUUAGAAGAAGAGCUCUUUCUCUCCCAAUGCCUCUUGUUCAUCACCCUCCCAUAAAAAAGGGUGACACACACCACCUUGUCUCCCUCACCUCCACCACCUAUGGCUCCCUUCUCCUCAUUGACCAAAAAGACCCAAACUUGACCCAAAAAAACCAACCCCGCCUCACCAAAACCUCAAACCAAACUGACCCAGCACACUCACUCUCCCCAGACUCAGUCAUCAACACUUGGGAACUCAUGGAUGGCUUAGAUGAAGAAGAAGAAGAAGAAGAAGAAAUUGCCAAUGCCAAGAAGAAGCCUCCUUACACUUCCAUUUUGGACAAACCAAGUUCAUGCAGGUACACAGCAUUUGAUGGUUCUGCAAGGAAGAAACUGCUUGAUUCCUUUGAAUCACUGAAAACUUCACAGACAGCAAUGGAAAAGGAAAACUCUUCUUCUUCUCCAGCACCAACCAAGAAGCCACUUUGGCAGCACUUAUCCGAGGAAGCUUUGCUUGCUAAGUUGGAUCCGAGUGUGGCUUGGAGUUACAGAAGAGCAUUAUCAUCAAGGAAUCUAGGUAGAAACACCUUAUCUAGAGAUGUAAGGUCAAUGGGGUCUAGCCCUUUGAUAUUUCAUUCUUCUUCUUUUUCAUUUGGUAAGAACAAUAGUUUGUGCCGUUUGUCUGGCACUGAGGACAGAAUAGUGCUUUAUUGCACUAGUUUGAGAGGGAUCCGAAAGACCUAUGAGGAUUGUUGUUCGGUUAGGAUGAUUCUGAGGGGCUUCAGGGUUGCGGUUGAUGAGAGGGACAUCUCAAUGGACUCGUCCUAUAGGAAGGAGUUGAAGGAUGCUCUUGGUGGAAAAGCAGUGACAUUGCCACAGGUCUUUAUCAGAGGGAGGUAUGUGGGGAAUGCUGAGCAAAUGAAGCAUCUGAAUGAGUCUGGAGAAUUGGCAAGGCUUUUGGAGGGUUUCCCCACUCAGGAUCCUGGGUUUGUGUGUGACAACUGUGGUGAUGCCAGGUUUGUGCCAUGCCCCAAUUGCAAUGGUAGCAGGAAGGUGUUUGAGCAUGAGGAAGGAGGGUUGAGAAGGUGCCCUGAUUGCAAUGAGAAUGGCUUGAUAAGAUGUCCAGGUUGCUGCCCAUGAUUGGUGGAAAUUAGUCAUCUGAAUCAGGUAUACCCCGAUUCGUGAAGAGUAAUUUCUAGAACUACUGAUAUCCAUUUAAGAGAUAAGUAUCUCUUAAGGUAUAUUUUUCAGUGCCCAGAAAGCCUAUGGAUCGAAUUCCUGACCACAAGCUUAAAAAAUGAUUAAUUAUCUGUCAAUCAUAUCACAUCAUAUUGAUAAUGAUGUUCUUGUGUUUGUUUAUUGGAGUAGAAUUUGUCAUUAUAAAUUUUGACAACUACCAAGAAUGCACAUUUCAGUUUCGUCCUUUGUUUUUAGUUAGUACUACUUUCAGCUGUUAUUUGUUUAUGUCAGACUUUUGCUUUAUUAGCGUUUAAUUACCCUUGUGAACAGCAGAAAAUAAAAAACUGACAAGGUUAUGUAUACAUGCUUAAUUUUC
Glycine soja is the source of this 2022-nucleotide messenger RNA. RefSeq lists its product as uncharacterized. The transcript has a single exon. NCBI's taxonomy places the organism in Eukaryota, Viridiplantae, Streptophyta, Magnoliopsida, Fabales, Fabaceae. The record is from RefSeq and is a predicted model, not a curated record. The coding region runs from base 336 to 1607 and encodes 423 amino acids.